UCUCUUGGAUCAGAAGAAAGUGGGAGUUUAAAUAAAAAAAAUUAAUCAGUUUGUUUUGAAUUAAAUACUAGUUCGUAGUAUGAUCUGAUAUUUAGCGAUUAAUAGCGCUUUACACGGAAUAUAAAUAUUAUAUUUUGGAUAAAUCGUAUAUUGAAUAGUACAAAAAUGGCUAAAAAAACUACAGUACAACCUGCCUUACACAAGGUAAUAAUGGUAGGCAGUGGUGGAGUUGGCAAAUCAGCCCUCACAUUACAAUUUAUGUAUGAUGAAUUUGUAGAGGAUUAUGAACCAACAAAGGCAGAUUCUUACAGAAAAAAGAUACUUUUAGAUGGAGAAGACGUUCAAAUUGAUAUUCUUGAUACAGCUGGUCAGGAGGAUUAUGCUGCUAUUAGGGAUAACUAUUUUAGGAGCGGAGAAGGAUUUUUGUGCAUCUUUUCAAUAACAGAAGAUGAAAGCUUUCAAGCGACUCAAGAAUUCAGGGAGCAAAUACUUAGGGUGAAAAAUGAUGAAACCAUUCCAUUUCUUCUAGUUGGUAACAAGUGUGAUUUGGAAGAUAAAAGAAAAGUUUCUAUACAAGAGGCCACUGACAGAGCCAAACAAUGGGGAGUUCCGUAUGUUGAAACAUCAGCUAAAACGCGGGAACAUGUGGACAAGGUCAGUAAAAAUGUGUUCUACGAUCUAAUGCGAGAAAUCAGGGAAAGAAAAACUGAAGAAAACAAAACCAACAACGGCAGAGGAAAGGACAAAAACAGCAAGAAAAAGAAACGGUGUUGUUUAUUUUACUGUGCAUGAUGGAUUAGGAUCAUUUUAUUCUACUUUGAGGAAUUGGUAAAACGAAGAAGCCAUUAGAAAAGGUACAAUCAAUUUCUGAUCAACAAGUUACAUUCAAAUGAUUGUUACUUUUCUAACAAAAAACUACUAAAGCAAGAACUAAUAAAUACGCUAUUAUUUUUAUAUUUUCAUUUUGUGUUUUUUUCCAGUGAUUAUGAAAAUAAAGUACUAUAUUUGUUUGAGCACUUGAAAAAA
Diorhabda sublineata is the source of this 1026-nucleotide messenger RNA. It is a transcript of the gene Rala, whose product is annotated as ras-related protein Ral-a. Gene Ontology annotation, biological process: Ras protein signal transduction. Gene Ontology annotation, molecular function: GTP binding; GDP binding; GTPase activity. The coding region runs from base 166 to 792 and encodes 208 amino acids. Lineage: Eukaryota; Metazoa; Arthropoda; Insecta; Coleoptera; Chrysomelidae. The record is from RefSeq and is a predicted model, not a curated record. Gene Ontology annotation, cellular component: plasma membrane. The transcript is spliced from 5 exons.